AUGGCGGCUCUCGUUCAGGACGAAGAUGUUGAUGCGAACCGUAACAACACGACGACGACAACAACGAAUACAACCGCGAAGAAGAAGAAGAGCAAAAAGGAAGAUGCGGAGAAAAAGAAAGGACCGACGCCGGCACCGAAGCACACGCGGAAAUACGGCGCACCGAUGACUGGGUACCAACUGGAACACGGCGCGAAAUUGAUGGCGGAAGAUUCACCGUUCGCUUCCUUGAACUUGAAGGAAGCGAUGAAAAGCGGCGCGGCGAAAGGCGUGAGAUGUCGACAGCACGUGAACCCGUUGUCGCAGAAAUUUAGCGCGCCAUCGCGGACGCCCGAUUGGGCGGCGAUUUUCAAAGAACCGGUGAAACCGAUGACCAUAGACGUGGGAUGCGGGGGAGGAAGAUUUCCGUUGGCGAUGGCGCAGCGGUUUCGCGAGAGGAAUUUCUUAGGCGUGGAUGUUCGAGAGGCUUUGGUGGAAAGAGGGGAGAAGUGGGGGGAGUUUGCGGAAGUUUCGGAGAACGUCGCCUUUGCGGCUGGGAAUUGCACGGUGUCUUUGAAGCCGUGGUUGGACGAUUACAACGAAAAUAACAGAGACGAGAAAAGAAGAGGGAAAGUUGAACUCGUAUGCGUGCAGUUUCCGGAUCCGCACUUUAAAAGAAAACAUUGGAAACGAAGGGUGGUGCAAAAACAAAUGGUGGACGCGUUAGCGAGCGGGUUGGAAGAAGGGGCGAGAGUGUUUUUGCAAUCGGACGUGAAAGAGGUGGCGGAAGAUAUGCGCGAUAAGUUUGAGAAGUUUGGAAACGGGAAAUUUGUCGUCGACGAGAGUUUACACGGCAACGAAGAGGUGAUUUUCGAGGCGGACGCGCCAGAUAUAUCGGAUUGGGAAGGCGAGGAACACGAGGGGUUCGUGCCUACUUGGUAUAAAAAAGGAUGGUUGAAAGAAAAUCCGCUGGGUAUACCCACGGAAAGAGAAGUACAAACCACGAACGAAGGCCAGCCGUGUUUCAGAGUGAUGCUCGUCCGAACUUGA
Molecule: messenger RNA, 1029 nt
Organism: Bathycoccus prasinos
Lineage: Eukaryota; Viridiplantae; Chlorophyta; Mamiellophyceae; Mamiellales; Bathycoccaceae
Product: tRNA (guanine-N(7)-)-methyltransferase
Exons: 1
Coding region: 1-1029 (342 amino acids)
Biological process (GO): tRNA methylation; RNA (guanine-N7)-methylation
Cellular component (GO): tRNA methyltransferase complex
Molecular function (GO): tRNA (guanine(46)-N7)-methyltransferase activity
Source: RefSeq, a predicted model, not a curated record